CCGGACACGCCUCGCUCCUGUGAGGGGAGUUCCAGCACAUGCUCCCUCGGUAUCAGUGAGUAGGAUAAGCUGUCCGGGGAUGGGGACGGAGGAGGCGGCUCUGUUAGUCCUCCUAGUGGGAGUUGUGAGUGUACAGCGCGGACUGACCUUCACCCAGACGGUGGAUGGAGACUUUACCUUCACCCUGCCGGCCGGACAGAGGGAGUGCUUCUUCCAGCCUAUGAAGAGUGGGGCUACGCUGGAGCUGGAGUACCAGGUCCUGGAUGGUGCAAGCUUGGAUGUGGAUUUCUACCUCAUAGCUCCAGAUGGAGAUAUUGUAUUGUCUGAGACACGCCAGUCCGAUGGGGUCCACACAGUGGAGACAGUUGAAGGAGAUUACCAAUUCUGCUUUGACAACACCUUCAGCCGACUCUCGGAAAAGGUGAUCUUUUUCGAACUCAUCUUAGACCACAUGAAUGAAGAAGGGAAUAACCAGGAAGACUGGAAGAAUUAUGUAGUAGGUGCAGAUCUACUGGACAUGAAACUUGAGGAUAUUCUGGAAACGAUUAACAGUGUGAAAGGAAGACUGGGCAAAAGUCUGCAGAUCCAGACUCUGUUGAAGGCCUUCGAGGCACGUGAUCGCAACAUCCAAGAGAGCAACUAUGACCGGGUGACCUUCUGGUCUACGGUCAACUUACUGGUGAUGGUUGUAGUAUCUGUUAUUCAAGUGUAUUUGCUGAAGAGUCUCUUUGAGGACAAGAGGAAAAGCAAACCUUGAUCACCAGAGAGGAAAUGUGCCAAAAUUAUGUGGGGAAAAUGGACUUAAUCAUAAGGGGGACUUUGUUACACUUGGAUGUUUUAUUCAUCAGUUAUACGUUUUCUUAAUUUUUAUUUUUCCUGGUACAGUUUUGCUCAUUUGUGCCUCCUGGACAACUGUGGGGAAGGACAAACUUUUUUUUUUUGCUCUUGAAACUUCUUUCUACAAUUCUCACUGAAGUAUGUGUAACAUCUACAUCCCUCUCAAAGUCAUUGUAUAGAGACAUUUUGAAGGAUAUUAGAAACAUUCAAGGGCUAAGGUAGUUUUGUCCAGCCUCAUGUAUUAAAGUACAUGAAUGAAAUUCUGUCCUUGUUGCUUAUACCAGCUAAUUGAGUUUCUUAUGUUUUUAGUACAUGGAUUGAAAAAUCUUGCUAUGAGCAGCAGGCGGGCCUUCUUUUGUAUAUUUUAAUGCAAUUUUUGUUUUUAAAGGGCAUAUUUGUGAAUCAUUUACCUUUUUUAUACUUGAGGAAAAACUUUUACUACUGUGAGAUUAUAGAGGUGAUCUAAUGCAAUGAUAAACCAGGAGAGGAAAUUCUGACGUGCUUGUCCAGUAAGUCCUCUGUUGUUCCUUUGCUGUUCCAUAUAUGAAGGCAGCAGAUCAUGUAGAAUUUAACUGAACAAGUGUUUUGGCAUCUCUAAAAAGAUAACCCAUUAUCAUUUACUACAUUUUGAUCUUAUUUUUUAGAUGUACAGAUGAUUGAUAGGACACUCACAGGCAAAAAAAAAAUAACUGCCUAUCCUAACAUUGAUUUGCUUUUGAUCUGGUCAUGUCAUGAUGGUUACAUCAUAUUAAAGUGGGGUUCUAUUCCU
Molecule: messenger RNA, 1606 nt
Organism: Rana temporaria (common frog)
Lineage: Eukaryota; Metazoa; Chordata; Amphibia; Anura; Ranidae
Gene: TMED5
Product: transmembrane p24 trafficking protein 5
Exons: 4
Coding region: 80-757 (225 amino acids)
Biological process (GO): endoplasmic reticulum to Golgi vesicle-mediated transport; Golgi organization; intracellular protein transport
Cellular component (GO): endoplasmic reticulum; Golgi apparatus; endoplasmic reticulum-Golgi intermediate compartment
Source: RefSeq, a predicted model, not a curated record